Ornithodoros turicata is the source of this 2391-nucleotide messenger RNA. RefSeq names its product adhesion G protein-coupled receptor E5-like. The transcript has a single exon. NCBI's taxonomy places the organism in Eukaryota, Metazoa, Arthropoda, Arachnida, Ixodida, Argasidae. Bases 144 to 2063 code for a protein of 639 amino acids. Gene Ontology annotation, biological process: cell surface receptor signaling pathway; G protein-coupled receptor signaling pathway. Gene Ontology annotation, cellular component: membrane. The record is from RefSeq and is a predicted model, not a curated record. Gene Ontology annotation, molecular function: G protein-coupled receptor activity.
UGGUACAUGGGAGUCCGCUGCAAACACACCGCUGAGCCCUUCUAGGAGUGUUCUGCAGUGCAGGCGCACGUUGUGAAUCGCCAUUCCAUCCUCGACGCUUCUUGCAUGCAUGUCGCAAUGGUGAGACUUCACGAUGAACUACAAUGACCAUGAAGAUCUUCGUGAUUAUCUUUCUUCGUGCCCUCGUUGUUGCUGCUGAAAACGACUGCAAUGCCACGCUGCCGUGGUCGAUAGACCGUAGCAGCCACCCCAGGCUCACCGGGGAACAAUUCUCAAAACUCCUACGGUGUCCAGAAAAUCUCAACGGCUGCGGCGAUGCUCCGGUGUCUUGCUCCGGACACGGGAACCUAUGGACCUGUUCUUGUGCUGAUAACUGUGAUGUGUACGGCGACUGCUGCUGGGAAAAAUCGACAUCGCUAGACUCUAGGCCUUCUUCGUCAUGCAUACGUGUGGACAUUGAGGACAAGUAUUACAGAGACAUAGCCGUUGUCAGUGGCUGUCAGAGAGACUGGCCACCGGAUGAAGUGCGUGAUGGCUGUGAAAACCAGGCGAAGUACAACGACACCUUCUACAGGACGCCCCUAACUAGUGCAAGCGGUAUAACAUACUACAACGGUUAUUGUGCUCUCUGUAACUAUGAUAUGGAGGGUGUCACGUUCUGGAACGUUUCAUGUCAAUCUGCCGGCAGUGACGCGUGUGGAGGACCAACGGGAGCUCCCUUAAGGGUGACCUUGCCAAAUGUUGUACUGGACAACAACGAUGCUCAUCUCCACCCUUGCGACGUAAGAGCAGAGUUCAUAGACACUUGCGGGGAAUCCAUAAGCGACGUGGCUCGAAGGUGCGAGACGUACUUCGCCCCCGUGCAAAGCUCGAAAAACGACUCUGUCGCGGUUUACAAGAACGUAUACUGUGCCCUGUGCAACGCAAAAGAUGUGUCAACUAUGAAGUGUUCCCCACCUUAUGAGCUGUUUAACCACAGCCGUUUUUCUGAAGCUUCCAUAGACGUUUCAGGACCAAAUUUGGUCCAGCUAUUACGUCCUGUUUCAAGCCGUAACGGGUGUCGCUUUUGGCAAGGUAACAAGUGCUUCAUCCCGAAGGUUGAGUACCGCUACAACAAUCAUUCCACCGGUGUCGCUAACGGCACUGCUGACACAAACAGGACCUCAACCAGAAUCAAAUUAGUAUUCAAGAAACAAAACGUACAGGUCUACUUUACCAUCGCGUGCUUGAGCAUCUCACUUCUGUGCCUCGCCCUGAAGGCAUUAGUCUACGUCGUGUUCAAAGGCUCCCGAGGAUUCUCCUCAAAAUGUACGCUAUGCCUCUCUUGUACACUUUUCUUCAGUCACCUCCUCUUCUUGCUUGCCAACUCAUUCGCGUUGCCAAGGUUACCCUGCGUGAUAUCUGCGAUGUUCUUGCACUUUGGAUUCUUAUCCGCUUUCUUCUGGACUACCGUGUUGGCUUCCGACAUAUGGAAGGGAGUCGCAGCCGUCAAACUUGCCCGUGGCAGAACACGUGCCUUCCCGCGAUAUUGCAUCGUGGCCUGGGGAUCACCGCUCUGUCUCGUGCUGACUUGUGCCGCAAUAGACUACGCGGUACCGUCGUUCCUGCUUGCUCCGCGAUAUGGUCAAGCAGCCUGUUGGAUUUCCAACAUCAAAGCACUCGCUGUGUUCUUUCUAACGCCGAUGGUAUCGUUGCUUGUCUUGAACGCUAUCUUCUACGUGCAUAUCAUCAUCCACGUCAGCAAGACGACGCAGCAGGCAGCCGACUUUGAUUUUCGUGCCGGUGGACAAAGAUCUCGUAUGAGACUCUACGUGAAACUGGCUCUUAUUAUGGGUGCAACAUGGAUGCUCGGUUUUGCUUGUGUUUAUGUCGUGUCCGUUAUCACCGACGUAAUAUUCAUCAUGUCGGUUGGUCUUCAAGGCGUUUAUUUGUUCUUCGGCUUCAAGGAUUACCGUUACUUCAUUGACGCCGUACGGGGUCGCAAAAUCCCUCCGUCAAAUACUUCGGGAAAUGGAACAUCUACAGAACUGCCGCAAAUGGAAGGAAAUUCUAAGAGUGAAUGAGUUGUUGCAGAUAUGAGUCUAUCUGGUUAGGAUAAGGAAUAUCCUACCAAUAUUCCACAAAUAUAAACCUAUAUGAGUAGUUUAGCAGGUGUUCUGCUGAAUGAUUAUGCAGUGUUUGAUCUGUAACAAAAUGGUAGCGAUUCGGUUAUGUGUUCAGCAGUUUACCCGACGAAGCAUGAACCUGGUCACAACAAGCAAAGGAAUCCCAAAAAUGAGUGCCGCACGCAAUCAUACCUUAGUGCCGACUGUAGACGAAGUACAUAUUAUUACGAGGGUAACUUUUUGCGCAAGGUCGGCGAGGAUUGUCCUAAUAAAUAAGAGCUGUAUU